AUGGCUCCGAAGAAAUUCAACCCAAGCCUUGAGUACUUAAUAGAUGCUCAGAGAAUCAGAUCCAGUUUUUGUGGCCACCGUUAUCGACCUUCUGUCCGGCAAAGGAGGAUAUUGAAGACAAUGGAGGCUUCGAAGGUUCCAGUGAUGGCUUGCCAAGAUGUUGCGAAUCUUGUUAAGACCUCACUUGGUCCCGUCGGAUUCGACAAGGUUUAUACUCUGAUUCAACUGCUCUGUGACUAUUUUGAGAUGAAUGCAGAAUUUCUCUAA
This is a messenger RNA of Microthlaspi erraticum, 267 nucleotides long. NCBI's taxonomy places the organism in Eukaryota, Viridiplantae, Streptophyta, Magnoliopsida, Brassicales, Brassicaceae. The record is from the annotation of a GenBank genome assembly.